AUGGCCUCUCCGUCCCUUCCAACUCUCCUCAUCUCUCUCCUCCUCAUCUCCACCUACACCCAUUGUAUACAAGCCCAAGUGGAUGGCAGCUCCUCCAUGCAGCUGACCACUGAGUCACUUGAAUGGCCAUACAGCAACUCCAUGUAUGGUUUUGAUGAUGACAUGGAAGAUGAAGAUGUUGAUGUCAAUGGCAUGAUGAUGAGUGCUAGAAGGGCUCUGUACUGGCGCAUACACUACUACAUAUCAUAUGGAGCCCUCUCAGCCAAUAGGAUCCCAUGCCCACCUCGCUCUGGCAGAUCUUACUACACCCACAACUGUUACAAGGCCAGGGGCCCAGCUCACCCUUACAGUAGGGGCUGUUCAAGGAUCACACAGUGUAGAUGA
This is a messenger RNA of Magnolia sinica, 384 nucleotides long. RefSeq names its product protein RALF-like 34. The coding region runs from base 1 to 384 and encodes 127 amino acids. The record is from RefSeq and is a predicted model, not a curated record. Lineage: Eukaryota; Viridiplantae; Streptophyta; Magnoliopsida; Magnoliales; Magnoliaceae. The transcript has a single exon.